UCUUCCUCCUCCUCCUCUUUUUCUUCCUCCUCCUCCUUCUUCCUUGAACUCUCCCACUCGGUCUCCAUCAGCCUUCAUGGUUCUGAUCUCAGCUCACGCCAUGCAAGCCACCCGGGCGUCCACCACCGUCAGUGUGUUUGCGGACUGCAGCGUCCCGGCCGGGCUCCGGAUAGGACCGGUACCGGGCGUCUUCAAACUCGGGAAGUACGUGUCGGACCGCAAGGAAGUUGGACCUAAAAAGAAGAUCCGCUUGGUGCGGGGGGAGUUCGUGGAUGACUCGGGCUGUCCCGUUCCAGACUGGAUCGGACUGAUCCGCGCUGCCAGGAACAGCCAAGAGCAAAACCUGGAGGCUGUGUCGGAUUUACCUGGCAGACAGAUUUUCUACCGCGUGCUGAGAGAGAUCCCCGCCGGAGAGGAGCUCAGUGUGUGGUACUCCGCCGCGGUGGCCCAGUGGUACGACAUCCCCACCACCGCCACGCCGACGCACGACGAGAAAGGUGAGGAGCGCUACAUCUGCUGGUACUGCUGGAGAAUCUUCAAGUACCCGAACACGCUCAAGGCCCACGUCCACUUCCACUGCGCCCUGAGCAACGGUCGGGGGUUUGUGUCCAGCGAGCAGGCCAGAGGCACGGAGACCUUCAGCAGGUCGCCGAAGUCCGGAGACAUCCCCAACACUUCCACCUCUCCGAGGAGCGGCCACAGUAACUCCUCCAUAUCAGACUCUGGCAGGCGGGCGGUGUCCUCCUCGCCGUUCCCGCACAAAGCGGGCCUGUCAAAGAAAAGAAGCGCAGAGGAGCAGGACAGGGCCCUCGACAUGAGCGUCACCUCAGCCAGAAACCAAGGACACAUCCUCGGCUUCGGCGCUACAUCCUCGGUGCUGAGCAGCAUGGGCUUCCAUCCGGGUGUGCGCUCGGCCUUCAAACCCACCGGCGUCUCCAAAGUCCCGGGCGCGGACGCCUCCAGAGAGGACGCAAACGGGAAGCUGGGCGGCCUGGGUUUCAGCAAACUCAUCGGGAACCACCUGAAACCGAUCCGCAACGUUAGCGAGACUCUGAACGGGGGAGGGAGCCACCCUCACAAGCGCGCACCUGCAAUCAUGGACCCCGCAUCUCCAAUGGUGCCAUGCACUAACGCAAUCCGAGGUUUCCCGCUGCUGCCUCACAUGGAGGAGACCUCGGCUUUUAAGCACGUCGAGAGUCGGAUGCACUCCGGCCUGUCCCCGUCCCGCUACCCUCAGAUGCCCCCCGGACUCCACUUCGAUCGGUUCUCCCUCCCUCACUUCGACGGCGUCAAGACUUAUGGCGCAGACUGUAACAUCCCACUCAUGCCCCUCACCGUCUAUAACGGGGAGCUUCUGUACAGCUCGCCGUACUACCCGCUGAAAUUCCACUUCAGCAACCUACUCAAGUACCCGGAGUCCAUGUCCUACUUCGGCGCGCCCUCGCUGAACCACGACCUGGGCUCCAUCACCAACAUCGACCGGGAGAUCGCGAUGCACACGCAGCAGCUGUCCGAGAUCACCGCGGAGAAGAACCGGACGAGGUUGGACUCGAUGCCCGCUGGGAGCGCCAGCAACGCCGGCUCUGGCAAACCGAAAAAGGGACACCUGUGUCUGUACUGCGGCAAGCUGUACUCACGGAAGUACGGACUGAAGAUCCACAUGAGGACUCACACGGGGUACAAGCCGCUCAAGUGCAAGGUGUGCUUCCGGCCGUUUGGCGACCCCAGCAACCUGAACAAACACAUCCGGCUCCACGCGGAGGGGAACACGCCGUACAGGUGCGAAUUCUGCGGCAAGGUGCUGGUGCGCAGGCGGGACCUGGAGAGGCACGUGAAGUCCAGGCACCCGGGGCAGACCGUCAAGAAACUGGAAGAGAAAGCGGGCGGCCUGUUCGAGGACGAGGAGCAGAAGAGCGACAAUGACAGUGACGUGGACGUGUGCUUCACCGACGACCAGAGCGACCAGGAGUCGAGCAAAAACAAUGAUGACUGAGACGCGUCCGUGUCCAUUGACUUUAAAUUAUGUACACGAGAAAGAAAAUGUAACGUUGUCCUAUACUGAAUCUAGAUUUGUUUUUGUUUACACUUGAGACACUGGCCCGUCUGAACUAUGGCACCACAUGGUCUACACUUAAUUGAAUUAUUACUUUUUUGACUGAAAGGGAAUUAUUAUUUUUGUUGUUGUUGUUGUCUGUUUCAUCAUGCCAUUCAAGAAAAAAAAGAUCCAUAUAUUUAGUUAGUCAAAUGUUCUUUGUCUCGCUCAUGCGCACUGCAACAACGGCCAAAAUAACCCGUGGCCUUUGGGUUGUGUCGCGCGCUCCUAACCAACUGUUUCAAAUGCAAAAGAAAUCACAAUUGGAAUCCUAUUUUUUUUCUCCAUAAAAAUAAACAUUUAAUGCCGAAUAUACCACUAAAUUAUCUCAGAUAUAUAUACUUGGCAAUGUACAAAACAAUAAUAAUAUAACAGUUAAUGCCUUUAAAAAAAAAAAAAGUCUCCCCAUGAGGAAUAAUCUAUGACUGAAGGCCCAAUCCCCUAAAAAAAAAGACAAAAAAAGAGCACUACAUUCCAUCACACUGGAUAUGGACGAUUCUAGUAAAUUAUAAGCCGCAAAAGAAUAUGAUUCUUAUUUUUCUUUUUUUCUUACUUGGUUUUUAUUGUGAAAAAAACAAAUGUCUUCAUUCUCACCUUUCCCUUUUAAACUGUCAGUUGCACUUUAAAAACAGCAAUGGGCAUUUCAUUUCAACAGGACGGAUGCAUCGCGAUUAUUUUUAAUCGGAUUUAUGUUCAGGACUUCAUGAAAGAUCUUUGCGCCUCGCUGAGUCACACACUGUACUUAUACUUUUGCACUUUCUCGCCGAGGUUACGCUUUUCUGAAAGAAGCAGCAGCAGCGCCAGUUUAUUUAAGGAGUUAUUUCUAGAGAGAGAAAAUUGUAUUGAUUGCAGUUAUUGUAAAGAAGUGUAAAGUAUGAUAUUUCACAUUUCAGUGGAGAAGUGUUGUAUACGUUUGUUUAUAAGUGAUAUUGUCUAUGAGCACAAUAUUGUAUUCCCUGUUGUUGGUUUUUGAAUACAUUUUAAUUUAAAAUAUUAAUUGCUUGAGGUUUUUCUUUUUAGCCAUUCGUGAGAUUGUUCAAAAUGAAUAACAACGUAAUUCCAUGUAAACCCGAUUAAACUCUACAAUCUGAUAUUCA
This is a messenger RNA of Pseudoliparis swirei, 3189 nucleotides long. It is a transcript of the gene prdm13, whose product is annotated as PR domain containing 13. The transcript has 4 exons. The record is from RefSeq and is a predicted model, not a curated record. Gene Ontology annotation, cellular component: nucleus. NCBI's taxonomy places the organism in Eukaryota, Metazoa, Chordata, Actinopteri, Perciformes, Liparidae. The coding region runs from base 77 to 1993 and encodes 638 amino acids. Gene Ontology annotation, molecular function: protein binding.